Messenger RNA from Cyphellophora europaea CBS 101466, 1173 nucleotides. RefSeq lists its product as uncharacterized. The transcript has 2 exons. The record is from RefSeq and is a predicted model, not a curated record. NCBI's taxonomy places the organism in Eukaryota, Fungi, Ascomycota, Eurotiomycetes, Chaetothyriales, Cyphellophoraceae. The coding region runs from base 1 to 1173 and encodes 390 amino acids. Gene Ontology annotation, molecular function: oxidoreductase activity.
AUGGCUAAACAUGCCGUUAUCCUCACCUGUAGCUUUUUGGGUACCCCGUUCGCUAUAGCUGUAACGAGUCUGCCACCUUUCGGCCUUGGGCUGCCUCAUGACGCUCAUCUCGAACAGAGAUGGGACGAUGCCAGUUGGGAAGAUACAAACCGUGCAGCAUGCACUGUCGACAAAAUGCGGAUCCGACAUGACUUCGGCUGUCUGGCACCAAAGGAGCGAGAGCACUUCACCGAUGCCAUCAAGUGUCUCGUUAGAAAGCCGUCACAACUUGACCAAAUCCGCUAUCCUGCUGCGAGCAACAGAUUCAUGGACUAUGCUAUCGUUCAUGUCAAUCGUACGCGCGAAGUGCACCUCAAUGGGUUCUUCUUGACCUGGCACCGAUACUUCUUAUGGCUCUUUGAAGAAGAGCUUCGGAAUGAAUGUGGCUACAAGGGAACUCUUCCAUACUGGAACUGGCCUGAGACGGCGAACGACAUACACACAAGUCCAGUGUUCGAUGGCUCGAGAUUCUCCAUGUCGGGCGACGGCCAGCCUCGAGGACGCAAGCCCACAGUUUUUGGGCCGAAGCUCACAGUUCCCCAUGGAAGUGGCGGAGGCUGUGUCUUCAGCGGCCCAUUUGCUGGCUUCAAGGCCACUAUGAAGCCUAUUCCAAUCAACAAUCUUAUCGAAGGCAAGCCAUUGCCCGCCAAUGCUUUUGAGAAACAUUCGCACUGCCUCACCAGGGACUUGAACGAAUGGGUAGCUCGCAAGUGGACCAAUCACACCGCGCUUGAGGAAGCACUCGAAGCUGAUAGCAUGGAGAACUUUGAUUGCCUGCUCAAUGGCUCCCCUGGUGAGGGAGACUUGGGCUUGCAUUCCGGUGCGCAUUUCACUCUCGGAAGUUCAGCAGUAGCGUCCAACAUAUACGUAUCUGCUCAGGACCCGAUCUGGUAUCCGCUUCAUGGCAUGCUGGAUCUGAUGUACACCUCAUGGCAACUGCGUCAUCCGGACAUUGCCGACUCUUUAUGGGGGACAGAGACGGCAGCUAACCAGCCGCCAAGUGCGAAGGUGUAUCUGGACUCGUGCAUGCCAGAUUGGGGCGUUCUCGGAGCGCCAUAUGGCGUAAUUAAAGUCGCCGACUUGAUGAAAACAACGGGAGGUCCAUUCUGUUACAAGUACGACGUUGAGCUAUGA